This is a messenger RNA of Daldinia loculata, 1503 nucleotides long. Its product is annotated as major facilitator superfamily protein. Gene Ontology annotation, biological process: transmembrane transport. Lineage: Eukaryota; Fungi; Ascomycota; Sordariomycetes; Xylariales; Hypoxylaceae. The coding region runs from base 1 to 1503 and encodes 500 amino acids. Gene Ontology annotation, molecular function: transmembrane transporter activity. The record is from RefSeq and is a predicted model, not a curated record. The transcript is spliced from 4 exons.
AUGGCUGCCGAACUAGAAUCCGGCCUCGUUCUGAAGAGCUCUGAAGUCCAUGUUGCAUCUACGGAACCUGUCGCAGCUAGUUCGGCUCCUGCCGAGCUGGCUGCAGGUCUGUCAACGGCGCGGAAACUGUUCAUCUCUACGACUGUCAUAUUGAUGAACUUCAAUGUUACAUUGGGUUCGUCCCUCCCUAGUGGAGCGGGAGAUACGCUGAACGCUCAUUUUGGUGUUACGUCUGAACUCCAGAAGCCAUUGCCAGUGGCUGUUUUCCUCGUUGGUUAUAUUUUCGGGCCCAUAAUAUUCGCCCCGCUCUCUGAAUCGUGGGGUCGUCGUCCGGUCUUCCUGGUAUCCUUCGGCAUCUACACUGCAUUCACACUUGGAUGUGCCCUAGCACCAAACUGGCCAGUGUUUCUAUUCUUCCGCUUCCUGCUAGGUUGCGGCGCGGCCGCACCGCAGACCGUUUCAGGCGGCCUUUUUUGUGAUAUCUAUCCCGAUCUGGGGCCCCGCGGUCUGGCCAUGACGAUGCUCGGCCUUACAAGUAACAUUGGACCCCUCGUGGGGCCUAUCAUCUCGGGAUUCACCUCAACAAAAGUUUGGCAGUGGCAAUUCUGGAGCGCUUUGAUUCUUGCUGGUGCUAACUGGCCUAUGCUACUUUUUGUACCCGAAACGUUCGCUCCCGUAGUCAACGCCCGCGCCGUAAAAAGUGCUACAAAGGCGAAAUCGCAUCAAUUAGCCGCCUCUGUCAUUACUAAAACACGAUUAGGCAUUCGGAAUCGGGUGAGAAUUCUAGCACGUCCUAUCCGCAUUCUCUCGGAACCUCUCGUUUUCUUCACGGAUCUCUUCAUCCUCUAUCAAUAUGUCAUCUACUUCCUCUACUUUGGGGCGUAUCCAGUCAUUUUCCGCGGUACAUAUUCCAUGUCCAGUGGAGUUUCUGCUUUGAUGUUUAUCCCUACUGGUGUCGGGGGUAUUUUUGCCAUUGCUAUAUUUGUAGCUUGGGAUAAGUUUCAUAAAAAAAGCGUCGAAAGAGGAAGGCCAUGGGCUCUCCAGGAGGAGUACCGACGACUUCCACUGGCCUGUCUUGGUGGCCCCCUGUUCGCUCUAUCCGAGUUCUGGCUGGGGUGGACUGCUCGACCUACCGUUCAUUGGGUCGUUCCCGCAUUAUCAGGCAUAUCGCUAGGCAUCGGUAUCGAUCUCACGUUUCUAGCACUAAACAACUACCUCACGGAUGCAUACGGCAUUUACAGCGCAUCGGCGUUAGCGUCAAGCGUCUUUACGCGAAAUAUUUUCGCAGCGAUUAUUAUUCCUCUUACCACAUAUCCACUGUAUGAGAAUCUAGGUACCGAUUGGGCCUGUACAUUACUGGGAUGCUUAUGCGUUGCUUUGACUCCGAUCCCAUUCGCAUUUAUUCGCUGGGGUCCGGCCAUGAGAAGGCGUAGUUCUUUCUGCCAGAAGUUAGCACGUAUGAAGGACGAGGAUGAGGGUGGUAACAUGGUGGUUCCCCUUUGA